AUGGCUACGGACUUGAAUUCAAGUUUCAAUGAACAAUAUAUCAACAUUAAUAUGAAACUCAAAAAGAGGUUCAUGCGAAAGCCAAAUAUAUCUGAAGCGACAAACGAAUUUAUAGCUUUAGCAAUACAAUGUGAGCAUUCUGAACAGCCAGCAUUUGCUGGUCAAACAUAUAUAGGUGCUGCUAAAUGUGAGGCUUCUGCUGGCAAUGUCCUCGGAGAAGCUGAACAGUAUAUAGCAGCUGCACGUCAAUUUAUGAAAGCAGAAAAAAAACUCACUUCUUUAAAAUUUCAUAGCCCUGAUAGAGAGAGCUUAGAAGCUGGUAUUAGUUGCUAUCUUCAAGCUUUAAGUAAAUACCCAGAAAAAUCUCCUUUAAGAAGUUCAAUUCUACUUGAACUUGCCAAUGAGCUGAUAAUAUUAGACUAUAAACUGGAAGCUUUGCAUUAUUAUGAAGCUGCUUUAGAAAUAAUUGAGGAUAAAGCUAUGAAACUCAUGUGCUCAAGGAAUAUAUUAAACUUGCUUAUUGACUGUGAUAAAUUUGACAUAGCUUUGGAAACUGCAAAUAAAAUAUGUGAUUCCAAAUUUUAUAUACCAGAAGGCAUUCUAACUGAGAUUCAAGUGAUCAGAGUACUCUUAGUUCUACUGGUAGAUCCAGAUGAAGAUGUAAAAUCAGAAUCAUUAAAGCAAUUAUUGGAUAAUUUGCUUAAUGAUGAAGAUAGUGAUUACAUUCCCUUUAAUAUUGACCUAAAGUUAAAACUUCAGUCUAUUAUUAUAUCUACUAGUACAAUGGACUAUCAGGCCCUAAUAAAUAUUGCAGCAGAUACUAAACAAUAUUUAACAAGACAGCAAAAAUAUCUUCUUGAAACACUCAUUAUGCAGAAAAAUUCUGAA
Messenger RNA from Brenthis ino (lesser marbled fritillary), 888 nucleotides. The record is from the annotation of a GenBank genome assembly. NCBI's taxonomy places the organism in Eukaryota, Metazoa, Arthropoda, Insecta, Lepidoptera, Nymphalidae.